Messenger RNA from Aspergillus alliaceus, 1652 nucleotides. RefSeq lists its product as uncharacterized. The record is from RefSeq and is a predicted model, not a curated record. The transcript has 2 exons. Lineage: Eukaryota; Fungi; Ascomycota; Eurotiomycetes; Eurotiales; Aspergillaceae. Bases 170 to 1576 code for a protein of 468 amino acids.
GGGUAAUAUUGCUUGGAUUCUUGAGUCAUCUCAUACUUCACUGACUUCACUAGAGGGCGAUCCCAAUAUUUGUACUACUCUCUGAAUCCCAGGCAAACUAUCUUAGAGACUAUGCAAGGGGUUAGAUCAGUAUUUCAUCAAUCUAGCAAGUUGUUCUGGUCCGUCUAAGAUGGCCGAUGCCUCCAACCGUACCAGUCGGGGUUGCCUAUCCCAACUGCCGGCUGAGCUACUCUAUGAAGUCUUCCAAAGAUGUCCGGACUUUUCUGCUCUCUGGAGUCUACUUAACACAUCAUCGCGGAUACUAGCUGUCUUUAAUACAAGGGCGCCAGAGAUAGUUAAUGCUGUAUUGAACUCGACCGUGCCAGUCCAGACGCGAGUUCAUAUGCGUCAGGUUCUUGCCAUCCGCACCGGCACGUAUUCCUAUUCCAGUUAUGUUCAGGCACGGCGUAGCAGGGUGGAUGCAUCCCAGCUCUGUACAAAGAUUAUUUCAACUCCUGAACAGUUACGGAGCUUUGUGAAACUAGCUCACAAAAUCCAUGUUCUGGCACAUCUCUGUAUUGACAGAUGCCUUCAGCGCUGCCUGGAGAGUCCGCUCGGCCUAAAAGAAUAUCCCAUGGGAUUCAGAUUUCCCACAUGGACAGAAGAGCAACGAACUAUUCUGUCAUUCUGGCGUGUAUUAUUUUUUAAUGCACUCAAAACAGAGGGACACAAGGGAAAUUUAGACUGGUCGCCAAGAGAGCUUAAAAAAUUAAGAAUUCACGGUCCUUACCAGCAAUUUGUACCACUCACUCCAAUUUUUCAGGCUAGAACUGCAUUACGGUAUAUUUACGAGGAAAUAAAUCCAGAAGGCUCCGAGGAUGACUUUUCACGCGAUACUGGACAGUUAUUUCAGCUGCCCAAGCUUCCAGAGGCCAUGGAGUUCGGCUGGACGUGUCAGCCGCCUCCAUCUUUAUGGGCUGUGAAUCAAGGCUGGGAUCCUGCUGACCCACCCACCAAAUGGACGAGGCAAAUUUCAGAGCGGAGAACACCUUGGGAUUAUGAUUCAGACAACGAAGUACGCUAUAGGAAUCGCUCCAGUGAUCAGUCAGAGGGGGAGGAACCCGAGAGUAACGGCCGUGCGAGAAACGAGUCUGAGAGUGACGAAUCGCAGCGCAAUGAGCUUGAGAGUAGUGAAUCGGAGAGUGAUGAGUCGGAGAGCGACGAGACUGACACUGCACGGAGACCUCCAAGUGAUCCAGAUAUCAUACCCGCGAUGCCUCUCCCAAUUCAGUAUCUUGAACUGGUUCCAAAGGGGGAGGAGUGGCGAACACUCCAUGGAGAAACGAUUGGUGUUCAAUUUUGGCGUUAUAUGUCCGGUAAUCCCAAGGCUGGCCCAGGUCAAUAUAUCAGGUCAGGGGCGUAUCUUAAAUAUGGCUUCGCUAUUUGGGAGGAGCAAAGAAUGGUCGAUAUGGGACUGUGGUCAAUCGCUGCUCUUGUCGAUGCGUCUGACUAUCUCCUAAAAUGGUAUAGCUUUUUGAGUGAGGACGAUAUUGAGUGGUAUGACUCUCGACGGCGGUAUCCCACUCUCUACAUUUAAGCAAGAGUUAUAUUAGAUUCUUAAUCAGUACUACGCUAAGCAUGAGUAGUAUCCCUAAUUUACGGGUAAAGUAGCU